Molecule: messenger RNA, 689 nt
Organism: Colias croceus (clouded yellow)
Lineage: Eukaryota; Metazoa; Arthropoda; Insecta; Lepidoptera; Pieridae
Exons: 2
Coding region: 42-326 (94 amino acids)
Source: RefSeq, a predicted model, not a curated record
AUUUCUCAUUACUUCCAGGUGUUCCCAGGAGUUAUUCCAAGAUGAAAUCCUUCGUGCUGUGCUUGUUGGUGGCCGUGGCCGUGAGCGCCGCGCCGCAGCGGGAAGGCGCCGCCUACAGCAAGGAGGCGAUCAAACAGGCGCAGAGCACAUAUCUCAUCCCUAAGGAUGCUGUUAUUCAGAAGGUCGAAGAGGGCAUUGAACUAGCCGCCUACGAAUCCAUCCCCGGAAACCAAAAGAUCAAUCUCUUCGAAAUCCUCGGCGACCAGCUCCCCUCAGAGGUCAUCAACAACCUCCAGACGCAGGUCAACCACGUCGGACAACACUGAGUUAGAACAAUACUAGGAUAGGCUGCUGGCAACGGACAUACGAAGAAAAUAUAAUGGGAUACAAUCAAAUAUUCCUGAAAUGAGUACAAGUUUUAUAGUACAAAACUGCCUUCUGUAUUGAAUGGCAUUAUACUUUAAAAAAAAUAUUUAAAAGGAGAUUAAUCUCAAAUUGGAAAUGUUUAAGUACGCUAAUCGUAUUAAAGAAUCCUCAUAAAAUUUGAUGUCCGUUUCUAGUUUUACGGCCCCCACGGGCCAACUGUUGACUAAUAUUUAAUUUAUUGGUGAAGCAAGCACAGUGAAUGUGAUAUUACAUCUUUUAUACUUAGAUACAUUUGAAUUUUUAUAAUAAAUUAUAACGAAAUA